UGUGUGAGUGUGUGUAUGUGUGUGUUUUAGCGUGUCACCAAGUGUGUGUGUGAGAGAGAAAGAGAGUGUGUGUGUAAAAGUCUAAGAGACGAGCAGAGGAAUUGCUGCUGUUCUCUGCGGCUUUUUCGAAUCACAUUGCGACAGAGGAGCCGGAGAACCAUGCGCCACUUCCCCAUCAUCCUCACCGCCGUGUGUCUGGGAGUUUUGUUGAGUAAAACCCCUGGCUUGAGAGCUGAGACACUGCACAAUGAUUUCCUGCAGGAUAUUCUAUCGGUUUACGGUCAGAACCGGUUAUUAGAUAUUAACGGGAUUAAAAGUUUAUUGGAAACCGUUUCUCAGGGAAGACCGUCGGCGCUGGACACACUCACUGCGCAUGCGCAGUGCGGAUCUGCGGAGGACAUUCUUGCUGGUUAUGGUCUCGGCAACCUGACGCACCUGGACAAGGGGCACUUGAAGACCAUCUGCCCCGCCCUAAUAAACCGAGCACUGCUGCCUCCCUGUCCUCUUUCAGCUUCUGAGACUAGAAUACACAUAGAGAACCAUGUAUGGGGGUAUGGUUUCCUGGCAGUUACCAUCAUUAACCUGGCCGCCCUCCUGGGUCUCAUCCUCAUCCCCUUCACCAAGAAACCGUAUUUCCCUAAAGUGCUCACGUAUUUCAUCGGGCUGGCCAUCGGGACGCUGUUCUCCAACGCUGUGCUGCAGCUCAUACCUGAGGCUCUGGGGUUUGAUCCGAAAUCAGAUAACUAUAUCCUCAAAGCUGUUGGGAUCUUUGGUGGAUUUUAUCUGCUCUUCUUCACCGAGAAGGUCCUCAAGAUGCUCCUAAAGACUGACCACGAGCAAGGCCAUAGUCACUUCAGUCCUCCCGAGGUUCCUCAGCAGAACGGAGGAGUCGUCCUAGCAGUCACCAGCUUCAGCAUCUCAAACAGCGACAAGAGCAGCAUAGCUUCAGAUGCUACAGUGGAGCAGACACUGCCAUCUCGGGGUUGUUGUGCACGGCUGGCAAACGUGAAAACGCUGGCAUGGAUGAUCACGCUUAGCGACGCCCUUCACAACUUCAUUGACGGCCUGGCCAUCGGAGCGUCCUUCUCCGUCUCCAUACUCACUGGCUUUAGCACCUCCAUCGCCAUUGUGUGCGAGGAGUUCCCUCAUGAACUUGGUGAUUUCGUGAUUCUGAUCAACUCGGGGAUGAGUAUCAGACAGGCCGUGCUGUUUAACAUGCUCUCAGCCAUGUCGUGUUACGUGGGCUUGGUGUUGGGGGUCCUGGUGGGCAGCACAUUCGCCCCAAAUGUCAUAUUUGCCCUUGCAGGAGGAAUGUUUCUCUACAUUGCUCUCGCUGAUAUGUUCCCUGAAAUGAACGCCAUCGCUAAGGAGCAUCGACAGAGCAUGAAGACAGAUGUGGUGUUCUUCCUCAUCCAGAACGCCGGGCUCCUCACCGGGUUUGCCGUCAUCCUCCUCAUAACCAUGUUCGUUGGCGAUAUUAAUCUGGGCUGAGCUUUCCUCUUCCACUUCGACUCCACAACACCAUGUGCCUUAAACCUUAACAAAAAUAAGAACACAACACGCAACACUGAUUGUAACGACGCACUAGUAACUAAUCAUGAACUAACAAUUUUGUACAGCACAUAAGUUCCUGUCCAUGACAGCAUAUUUAAUGACCAAAACUGCAAAAGUCUAAAGAUGUUUUUUGUAUAUUGUUAUAAUCAAUAGUAAAAUAUGUUGGUUAAUCA
Messenger RNA from Silurus meridionalis, 1727 nucleotides. Its product is annotated as metal cation symporter ZIP8. Gene Ontology annotation, biological process: zinc ion import across plasma membrane; intracellular zinc ion homeostasis. The transcript has 8 exons. Gene Ontology annotation, cellular component: membrane. The coding region runs from base 160 to 1491 and encodes 443 amino acids. The record is from RefSeq and is a predicted model, not a curated record. NCBI's taxonomy places the organism in Eukaryota, Metazoa, Chordata, Actinopteri, Siluriformes, Siluridae. Gene Ontology annotation, molecular function: zinc ion transmembrane transporter activity.